AUGCGUUGUUUUGAAAUCGCAACACGUAACUUUUUUUUCUGUCUUUCUUCCGGCUGCCAACUUCAGGCAAGUGAUCUGUACCUCAAGAUGCGUUCCGUUACAUUGAAGGAUGUUGAACAAGACAAGGUCGUUAAGACCGUCGCCGCUCAUCUUAAAAAGACAGGCAAAGUGAAGGUUCCAGAACACAUGGACCUGGUUAAAACUGCUCGUUUCAAGGAGCUGGCUCCUUAUGACCCUGACUGGUUCUAUGUACGUUGUGCUGCUGUCCUCCGCCACAUCUACAUCAGAUCCCCAGUAGGAGUCAAGACCGUCACUAAAAUCUUUGGUGGCCGCAAACGCAAUGGUGUCACCCCAUCACAUUUUUGCAGAUCAUCAGGCAGUAUUGCUCGCAAAGCUCUGCAAGCUUUGGAGGCUCUCAAGUUGGUGGAGAGAGUACCCGACGGUGGCCGCAUUCUCACCACACAGGGCAGGCGUGAUUUGGACAGAAUUGCUGCCCAGGUCCGCCUAAAGGCGAAGCAAGCUGCUAAACAGAAUGUUAUUGUUCUGUAA
Molecule: messenger RNA, 549 nt
Organism: Chilo suppressalis (striped riceborer)
Lineage: Eukaryota; Metazoa; Arthropoda; Insecta; Lepidoptera; Crambidae
Source: the annotation of a GenBank genome assembly